GUCAAUACCGCCUGCUCCUCUGCUGCCACCGUGUACAGAGCUGACAGCAGCCGGUGUGACAACAUGAAUAACACACCAACACUCACACUGCUCUGCUGCCGAGGAAACCAUGGGUGUCUACAUCUCACACAUCUUCUCCAGGUUCACCACCAAGAAACCUGUCAGGAUUUUAAUGGUGGGUCUGGACGCAGCAGGGAAAACCACUAUCCUGUACAAACUGAAGCUGGCUGAGGUCGUCACCACCAUCCCAACUAUUGGUUUUAAUGUAGAGACAGUGGAGUACAAGAACAUCAGUUUUACAGUUUGGGAUGUCGGCGGUCAGUCAGUCAUCAGACCCCUGUGGAGACAUUACUACGUUAACACACAGGGUCUGAUAUUUGUGGUUGACAGCACCGACCCUGAGAGGAUCAAAGAAGCUGCUGACGAGCUGCACAAGAUGUUACAAGAUGACGAACUGAGAGACGCAACCUUACUGGUGUUUGCUAACAAACAGGAUUUACCCCGAGCUUUGCCAGUCAGUGACAUCACAGAGGCCCUGAGCCUAUCAGGAGUCUCACAGCCGUGGUUUGUCCAGGCGUCCUGUGCCGUGAGCGGUACGGGUCUGGCCGAGGGUCUGGACUGGCUCUCGAACCAGAUCAAGUAG
This is a messenger RNA of Scomber scombrus (Atlantic mackerel), 643 nucleotides long. Its product is annotated as ADP-ribosylation factor 4-like. Gene Ontology annotation, cellular component: cytoplasm; plasma membrane. Lineage: Eukaryota; Metazoa; Chordata; Actinopteri; Scombriformes; Scombridae. Gene Ontology annotation, molecular function: GTP binding; GTPase activity. The transcript has 7 exons. The record is from RefSeq and is a predicted model, not a curated record. The coding region runs from base 110 to 643 and encodes 177 amino acids. Gene Ontology annotation, biological process: vesicle-mediated transport; intracellular protein transport.